Molecule: messenger RNA, 3150 nt
Organism: Linum tenue
Lineage: Eukaryota; Viridiplantae; Streptophyta; Magnoliopsida; Malpighiales; Linaceae
Source: the annotation of a GenBank genome assembly
AAUAUAUACGCGACCCUAGUUCUAACUUUUCCCUAAGCCGCUCUUGUCACUUGAGAAAUUAGACGAGAGAGUUAAUACGGCCCCAUACACCCUCCCGUCGAUCGCCCGUGCAUCAGGUGUCCGAACAUAUAGCUGUUGAAGGAUAUUACUAUAAAGAGUAGGCAAGAUGGUGAAGUUCACAGCAGAGGAGCUUCGCCGCAUCAUGGACAUGAAGCAUAACAUCCGUAAUAUGUCUGUUAUUGCUCAUGUCGAUCAUGGCAAAUCAACUCUAACUGAUUCCCUAGUCGCUGCUGCUGGAAUCAUCGCCCAGGAGGUUGCUGGUGAUGUGCGUAUGACUGACACCAGGGCUGAUGAAGCAGAACGUGGUAUCACAAUUAAGUCCACCGGUAUCUCUCUCUACUAUGAGAUGAGUGAAAAAUCCCUCAAGCAGUACAAGGGACAGAGAGAUGGCAACGAGUACCUCAUCAAUCUUAUUGACUCUCCUGGCCACGUUGACUUCUCAUCUGAGGUCACUGCUGCUCUCCGCAUCACUGAUGGUGCUCUAGUUGUGGUUGAUUGUGUUGAGGGAGUCUGUGUCCAGACUGAGACAGUCCUACGUCAGGCUCUUGGUGAGAGGAUUCGUCCUGUGCUGACUGUCAACAAGAUGGACAGGUGUUUCCUUGAACUCCAGGUGGAUGGAGAGGAGGCCUAUCAGACGUUCCAGAGGGUGAUUGAAAAUGCUAAUGUCAUCAUGGCCACAUACGAAGAUCCCCUUCUUGGAGAUGUCCAGGUUUAUCCUGAGAAAGGUACUGUUGCUUUCUCUGCUGGGCUUCAUGGGUGGGCUUUUACCCUCACCAAUUUUGCCAAGAUGUAUGCUUCCAAGUUUGGAGUUGAUGAGUCUAAGAUGAUGGAGAGACUGUGGGGUGAGAACUUCUUUGACCCAGCAACAAAGAAGUGGACCACCAAGAACACUGGUUCUGCCACGUGCAAGCGUGGGUUUGUUCAAUUCUGUUACGAGCCCAUCAAGCAAGUGAUCAACACUUGCAUGAACGAUCAGAAAGACAAGCUGUGGCCUAUGUUGUCAAAGCUGGGAAUUCAGAUGAAGUCCGAUGAGAAGGAAUUGAUGGGAAAGCCCCUGAUGAAGCGUGUCAUGCAGACUUGGCUUCCGGCAGCUGAUGCUCUAUUGGAAAUGAUGAUCUUUCACCUUCCAUCUCCUGCAACUGCUCAGAGGUAUCGUGUUGAGAAUUUAUAUGAAGGCCCACUCGAUGAUCAGUAUGCUACUGCCAUUAGAAACUGUGACCCUGAAGGACCUCUUAUGCUUUAUGUCUCCAAAAUGAUUCCAGCAUCUGACAAAGGUCGAUUCUUUGCUUUUGGUCGUGUGUUUGCUGGGAAGGUGUCUACUGGUGUUAAGGUAAGGAUUAUGGGGCCCAACUAUGUCCCUGGUGAAAAGAAGGAUCUGUAUGUCAAGAAUGUUCAGAGGACUGUUAUCUGGAUGGGAAAGAGGCAGGAAACUGUGGAGGAUGUUCCUUGCGGUAACACUGUUGCUUUGGUUGGUCUAGACCAGUUCAUUACCAAGAAUGCGACUUUGACGAACGAGAAGGAAGUGGAUGCUCACCCUAUUCGUGCUAUGAAGUUCUCCGUUUCUCCUGUUGUUCGUGUUGCUGUCCAGUGUAAGGUUGCCUCUGAUCUGCCCAAGCUUGUCGAAGGAUUGAAGCGUUUGGCGAAAUCAGACCCUAUGGUUGUCUGUUCAAUUGAGGAGUCUGGUGAGCACAUCAUUGCUGGUGCUGGAGAGCUCCAUCUUGAGAUUUGCUUGAAGGAUCUGCAGGAUGACUUCAUGGGUGGUGCUGAAAUCAUCAAGUCUGACCCCGUUGUGUCCUUCCGUGAAACUGUGCUUGAGAAGUCUUGCCGUAUUGUCAUGAGCAAGUCUCCCAACAAGCACAACCGUCUGUAUAUGGAGGCAAGGCCCAUGGAGGAAGGUUUGGCAGAGGCGAUUGAUGAUGGCCGCAUUGGCCCGAGGGAUGACCCCAAGGUUCGUUCCAAGAUCCUGGCUGAGGAGUUUGGCUGGGACAAGGAUCUUGCCAAGAAGAUCUGGUGUUUUGGACCUGAAACCACCGGACCCAACAUGGUGGUUGAUAUGUGUAAGGGAGUCCAGUACUUGAAUGAAAUCAAGGACUCUGUGGUUGCUGGUUUCCAGUGGGCGUCAAAAGAAGGAGCUUUGUGUGAAGAAAACAUGAGAGGUAUUUGCUAUGAAGUCUGUGACGUGGUUCUCCAUGCUGAUGCUAUUCACAGAGGUGGUGGCCAGGUCAUUCCCACUGCCAGGAGGGUCAUCUAUGCUUCCCAGCUGACCGCCAAGCCCAGGCUGCUUGAACCAGUCUACAUGGUCGAGAUCCAGGCACCCGAGCAGGCUCUUGGAGGUAUCUAUAGUGUGCUGAAUCAGAAGAGAGGCCAUGUGUUCGAGGAGAUGCAGAGGCCUGGUACACCUCUCUACAACAUCAAGGCUUACCUCCCUGUCAUUGAGUCCUUUGGAUUCUCCAGCACUCUGAGGGCAGCAACUUCAGGACAGGCUUUCCCGCAGUGUGUGUUUGAUCACUGGGACAUGAUGAUGUCUGAUCCAUUGGAGGCAGGAACCCAGGCUUCGACGCUUGUGGCAGACAUCCGUAAGAGGAAGGGUUUGAAGGAACAGAUGACUCCUCUCUCCGAGUUCGAGGACAAGCUGUAAGGUGGAGUAGAAGGAGCAUGGUGUUCAAGUUAUCCUUAUGUUUUUUGGUUUUACCUGUUUGGAAUUUUGUCGUCUCUGUUGGAUUUUGUAUCGGGUAGUAGUUUGGUAGCUAUGCCAAUUUGGUCCAAAGUCUUUUUCUGAGAACUUUGAGGAUGUUUUACUGUUUUGAUGGCAUGUAAUCCUAUAGUCGAAACUCCAUUUCGUUUAGAUAUAUUGUCUGUCAUUUAGUCCAUAUUUCGUAUCGUGCUGUUUUUUUUUUGCCGUUAUUCUGGUAUAUUGUGUGCAUUACAUAGAUCGACUUACCAGGUUAGUGUUUUGGAUGAAGCAUGGAGAUUGGUCUAUCUGUAUAGUGUAGAAAGUGUCGAUUUAACAUGUUUAGUACAUUCAGUAGUACAACGAAAACUCUGCCACCGAAAGUAGGAUCUGCACGUAGAGUUCGAUGAGGAAAACAG